AUGGACCGGGCGGGUAAUGCUCCCGAAUUGGGUUACGUACUGAGUAACGUUAGUACCUACUCCAAAAUCGUUAUUUACCGACCCAGCCACCCCGCGCCGUUGGUACCUCUCGGGAAAUGCCAAGGCCCCCCCACCGGUGAGGAGGAAAUCCCAAGCAUGUCUCCUCCUCUAUUGGCGGUUGCUAGCGCCGAAAAACACCAAGUAUCGGUAGAAUCGCAGUCGCAGGAUGCCCUUGGGCCAGCAAUAAUAAUGCAGCUCGAGACGAUUGACUCGCGCGCCGAGCGCAAGCUCCUCCUCAAGCUGGACGCCUUCUUUGUGCCCAUCAUCAUGGUGGUGUACCUGACGUGCUUCCUGGACCGCACCAACAUUGGCAACGUCAAGGUGGCGUGCAUGCCCGAGGACAUUGGCGCGUCGCCGCAGCAGUUCUCGACGGCCGUGUCCAUCUUCUACGCGACCUACGUGGCGUUUGAGCCGCCCUGGACCAUUAUGAUGAAGUGGAUGACGCCGCGGAUCCUGCUGACGUCGCUGUGCGUCGUGUGGUCGCUGGCCACCAUCUUCCGGGGCUUCAUCACCAACAUCGGGGGCCUGUAUGCCGUGCGCCUGAUCCUGGGCGCCUGCGAGGCCGGCCUGUUCCCCGCGCUCAACCUCUACCUCACCAUGGUGUACAAGCGCGACGAGCAGGCCACUCGCGUGUCGUACCUGUUUCGCUGGGUGUACACCAUCGAGGGCAUCUUCUCCUUCCUCGUCGCACCCGUCAUCUGGUUCGGGCUGCCCAACGACCCGUCCAUCGCCUACUUCCUCACCGGCGACGAGAGGCGCAUGAUGCCGGUGCGCGCCGUCCAAAGGGCCCAGUACAUGGGCAGCGAGGAGUUCAGCUGGGGUGAGAUCCGGAUCGGCCUCAAGGACCCCAAGCUGUACCUCAGCGCCGCCAUUCAGUUCUGCCAGGACACCCUGCUGUACGGCUUCAGCACUUUUCUGCCCUCCAUCAUUGCCAGCAUGGGCUACUCCGUCAUCCAGGCCCAGUACCUCAGCAUACCCGUGUACAUCUUUGGCCGUCUGUGUUUCCUCGCCGUGGCCUUUGUCUCGGACCGCUUCUGUGUGCGUGGCCCGUUCUUGCUCCUCGCCAAUAUCCCCGGCAUCAUUGGUUACGUCCUCAUUCUGUGUCCUACCAGCAACCCCGUCAGGUUCUUCGGCACCUUCCUCUGCGCCGUGGCCGUCUACAACGGGCCCGGCCUGAAUCUGACCUGGCUCAACGUCAAUGUCGCGCCGCAUUAUCGUCGCGCCAUCGGCAUGCAGCUAAGCAUCGGCAACUCGGCCGGUAUUGUGGCCGGGCAGAUUUACCGCAAUGCGCCGUAUGUUUUGGGGAACAGCUUCUCUGUCGCGGCGCUGGGCCUGUCGCAGUUUAUCAUCGUGCUCAAGUGGUUCUACUUGAGGCGUUGCAAUGAGGAGAAGAGGAGAAUUGCCGACGGGAACAAGGAUGACACGAGGAAGGUGAGGACUGGUGAUCGGGAACUGGACUUUAAGUAUCACCUGCCACAUAUUAGCGAACUGAUCAUGAAUAUACCGUCUGGAUAA
Molecule: messenger RNA, 1575 nt
Organism: Metarhizium acridum CQMa 102
Lineage: Eukaryota; Fungi; Ascomycota; Sordariomycetes; Hypocreales; Clavicipitaceae
Source: RefSeq, a predicted model, not a curated record